UUCUUCCAUCAGUGACUGAAUCAAACAGCUCUGAAAAAGUAAAAGCACCAUGAAUUAAUUUAAUUAUCCCGACUAUUACUUUGAAAAGCGAAGCCCGGAAGUCUUAUAGCAACGCGUGUCACUUGACGCUAACAGGUGGGAAAAUGUCGGCGUCUAUCAGAGUGUUAAAAAGCCGUUUUCCUGCUCUCUGUCCGGCUGGUUUCAAGCCGCUGUUGCAGAAGAAAAACCCGGUGAGAUGUCCGGUCAGUGAACGGCGGCUGACACACACACCAACAGGAGAAAACCUUCGGCCACUGGAGGGCGUCAGAGUGUUGGACUUGACACGAGUUCUGGCUGGUCCCUUCGCCACCAUGAUCCUGGGAGAUCUGGGAGCAGAGGUGAUCAAAGUGGAGAGACCAGGUGCAGGUGAUGACACCAGAGCGUGGGGUCCUCCGUUUGUCGGCACAGAGAGCGCCUAUUUCCUCAGCGUCAACCGAAACAAAAAAAGUAUCGCUGUGGACCUGAAGCAUCCCGGAGGAGUGAAGGUCAUCCUGGAGCUUGCAGGAGUGUGUGAUGUGCUGGUAGAGAACUACCUUCCAGGGAAGCUACAUCAGAUGGGUUUAGGAUACGAGCAGCUCAGCAGAGUGAACCCACAGCUCAUCUACUGCUCCAUAUCAGGUUACGGACAGACCGGUCCUCAGUCUCAGAGUCCAGGAUACGACUCCAUCGCCUCCGCCGUGUCAGGGAUGAUGCACAUCACCGGGCCCGAGGAUGGGGAGCCAGUGAGGCCGGGAGUCGCCAUGACAGACCUGGCGACGGGGCUGUAUACACACGGAGCUGUCAUGGCCGCCCUGCUGCAAAGACACAAGACGGGAAGAGGAGGUUAUAUCGACUGCAACCUUCUGUCCUCACAGGUUUCCUGUCUCAGCCAUAUUGCUGCAAACUAUCUGAAUGCAGGGAAGGAGGCGAGACGCUGGGGGACGGCCCACGAGAGCAUCGUACCUUACCAGGGCUUCACGACCAAAGACGGACACAUCGUGGUGGCUGCAGGCAACGACAAGCAGUUUGUCAAAGUCUGUCAAGUUCUGCAGCUGAUGGAGCUCACAGAGGAACCAAAAUACAAAACCAACAAACUGAGAGUCCAGAACCGCAAACAGCUGCUGCACACACUGUCACAGAGGUUUUUGCAGGAGAAGACAACUGAUUGGUUGCAGAGAUUUAAGGGCUCAGGUGUUCCUGUUGGACCAAUCAACAGCAUCCAGGAAGUCUUCUCCGACCCGCAGGUGAAACACAACAGUCUCAUACAGGAGAUGAACCAUCCAACAGCAGGACGCAUCGCUGUACCUGGUCCGGCGGUUCGUUUCAGCUCCUUCACCCCCGACAAGCCAACGCCCCCUCCUCUGAUUGGCCAGCACACCUGCCAGGUGCUGCGGGACACUUUGUCCUACAGUGAUGACAUCAUCACAGCGCUGCUGGAGUCGGGGGCGGUGGCCCAGAACGAAGUGUCCUGAUUGGCUGACGGAAGGAAAACACAAAAAGGAAUAUCUGAAAUGUUUAGUAUUGAUCAAAGAAUCAGUCACAACAUAUUGAUCAUCAAUAAUCAGCAUAUAAACAUCAUAGAUGGUUUAUAACUGAAUGUAAUGUAGUUAUAAUCAGAUAUAAGUGUUUAUUAAUGUCAACAGCUGUAACUCCUCCUGGACACUCCUCUAUAAUAAUAAUAAUAUAAAAUGUCUUCAUACAAGACAAAUACUGUACAUUAAUAAACACUAAAAUGUCUUCAUAACUCCUCAUAACUACAUUAUAGUGAUAAUAAACUAUUAAAUGUUUAUAUACUGAUUAUAAACGUUAAAUAGACUUAAAGUGUUUCUGCUGACUGAUGACGACCAAACACCGGUCUGCAUGUUUAAUUAUUAGGCAAUUAAAAACAGGAUAUAUAUAUAUAUAUAUAUAUAUAUAUAUAUAUAUAGAUGCUGUUUAUCAUGUGAGGUUUGCUGUGCAGACACUGGGAACCAGUUACACUGGGAACAGUAACAGUAACUCCAGCUGAGGAUCAGUUAAAGAUGAUCUGCUCCUUUUGAAAAUCUGUUUCUGCAAAAAAAAAUCUGUAAAAACACAAAAAAAAGAGAAAGUUUUAUCUAAGUUUAUGAUGCAGGAACUGAAACUAUGUUCAGAUCAGUGUAGAAUAAUAAUAAUAAUAAUAAUAAUAAUAAUAAUAAUAAUAAUAAUAAUAAUAAUGCAGAACAAACAGAGAAGAUUGAUGACUUAAAGCACCUCCUGACACCAUUAAAACACAUCCUUGUUGCUUCACUCCUGAUCAUCUUAAAAAUUGUAACAAUACUUUAUUGUUAAUAAACAAUAAAGUAUUUUUAUGAACCUUU
Messenger RNA from Thunnus maccoyii (southern bluefin tuna), 2357 nucleotides. It is a transcript of the gene sugct, whose product is annotated as succinyl-CoA:glutarate-CoA transferase. Gene Ontology annotation, molecular function: catalytic activity. Lineage: Eukaryota; Metazoa; Chordata; Actinopteri; Scombriformes; Scombridae. Bases 144 to 1490 code for a protein of 448 amino acids. The transcript is spliced from 14 exons. The record is from RefSeq and is a predicted model, not a curated record.